AUGCUGAUGUCCAAAGCCAGAUUGGAUGAAUUUAAAAUAGACAUAGCACUUUUGGCUCCCUGGUUGUCAGCAAGAACCAAGCGCCUUAUGAAAGGCAGCAAAAAAGGAGCCAAGAAGAAAGUGGUUGAUCCAUUUUCAAAGAAAGGUUGGUGUGAUGUAAAAGUGCCAGCUAUGUUUAAUAUAAGAAAUAUCAGAAAAACACUAGUCACAAGAACUCAAGCAACCAAAAUCGCAUCUGAUGACCUUAAGGGUCAUGUUUUCGAAGUGAGCCUUGCUGCUCAGAAUGAUGAAGUUGCAUUUAGAAAGUUCAAGCUAAUUACUGAAGAUGUUCAAGGCAAAAACUCUAAUUUCUGUGGCAUGGAUCUUACCCAUGACAAAAUGUGCUCCAUGGUCAAAAAAUGUCAGAUCAUGAUUGAAGCUCCUGUUAGUGUCAAGACUGCCAAUGGUUAUUUGCUUCAUCUCUUUUGUGUUGCUUUUACUACUAAACGCAACAUUCAGAUUUGGAAGACCUGUUAUGCUCACCACCAACAAAUCCACCAAAUUUGGAAAAAGAUGAUGGAAAUCAUGACCCAAGAGGUGCAGACAAAUGACUUGAAAAAAGUGGUCAAUAAAUUGAUUCCAGACAGCAUCGGGAAUGACAUAGAAAAGAUUUGUCAGUCUAUUUAUCCACUCCAUGAUGUCUUCAUUAGAAAAGUAAAAAUGCUGACAAAACCUAACUUUGAAUUGGGAAAGCUCAUGGAGCUUCAUGAUGAAGGUAGUAGUUUUGGAAAAGCUACUGGGAGUGAGACUGGUGCUAAAGUUGAACAAGCUGAUGGAUAUGAGCCACCAGCCCAAGAAUCUGUUUAAAAUUCAGACAUUUAACG
Molecule: messenger RNA, 863 nt
Organism: Lynx canadensis (Canada lynx)
Lineage: Eukaryota; Metazoa; Chordata; Mammalia; Carnivora; Felidae
Product: 40S ribosomal protein S3a-like
Biological process (GO): translation
Cellular component (GO): ribosome; cytosol
Molecular function (GO): structural constituent of ribosome
Source: RefSeq, a predicted model, not a curated record